This is a messenger RNA of Cimex lectularius (bed bug), 2275 nucleotides long. RefSeq names its product laccase-4-like. The coding region runs from base 344 to 2275 and encodes 643 amino acids. The record is from RefSeq and is a predicted model, not a curated record. The transcript is spliced from 11 exons. Gene Ontology annotation, cellular component: plasma membrane. NCBI's taxonomy places the organism in Eukaryota, Metazoa, Arthropoda, Insecta, Hemiptera, Cimicidae. Gene Ontology annotation, molecular function: copper ion binding; oxidoreductase activity. Gene Ontology annotation, biological process: iron ion transport.
AAUAGUACUUCUUCACAUAAGAGUCAAAAGUGAAUGUCAGAUCUUUCGGGGCGGUUUGUAGUAGGAAAACUCCCUUUACAAUACUUAUAAAUCGAUAUUCCUUUCUCUCCUUUCUUUUCGAAAAUUCCAAACAGAAAUGUCCUAGUUGGUCGUGACUCGUGUUGUGCGUUUUGCGCCUGAGUUAGUUCCACCAAAUGGUUUUCGUGGAGUCGCCUUUUGCCUUUUCGUUUGAAAUAUUCCCAGUACAAUCUACUAUUGUUUAAACGGUAAGAAAGGGAAAAUUUGAUAAAACGUAUUUAAAACUCCGAGGUGCUCGGUUUCAGUGGCUUUUCCGCAGAGAAUAAUGGGCGCAGGACGGAAUCUUAUCGUCUUCAACGCCCUGCUACUUCUAAUUUCAGUGGUUAGCUCGUUAUCAACUUCCGAACUGAAACAGUACAAACAACCAGACGACGUUUUAGAUGGUUUUUAUGACAGAUUGGAAAAUACCGAUGAAAACCUGUGUACAAGAGAAUGCGACGGGAAGCCUAAAAUUUGCUACUACGAACUAACUGUCGAACUUUACACGUCGAUGGGAUCAGCAUGUGAAAAUUGUCCGUCCAAUUUCACCGCCUGCGCCAAUCCACAGUGCGUGACAGCCGAUGGAUCCCAACGAGGAAUAUUGACCUACAACAGGCGUUUACCCGGGCCAUCAAUCCAGGUGUGCGAAGGGGACAUGGUGGUGGUUGACGUGCACAACAACCUUCUAGCCGCCGGGACCUCUAUCCACUGGCACGGGAUUCGACAGUUGGGUACACCUUUUUCGGAUGGAGUGCCAAAAAUUACUCAGUGCCCAAUUCCAGCACGAAAUGACUAUCGCUACUACUUCAAUACUACACAAGCAGGGACAUACUUUUAUCAUUCGCAUUCAGGGCUUCAGAAGGUAAACGGUCUAUUUGGCUCACUAAUUGUAAGAGAUCAAAAGAAGCACGAGGCUUUUGGCUAUCUAUAUGACUACGACUUGCCUUCACAUGUCAUCUUGGUGAAUGACUGGAUCCACAAAGAUGCCAAACAACAUCUUCCUGGGCUGAAUGAUACCGAAUUAUCUCCAAACUCAUACCUUAUCAACGGAAGAGGGAUAUUUGUUCCUCCAGAUGUGAAACAAUCACGAUAUGUGAAGACGCCGGUUUCCGAAUUCAGAGUAAGUAAAGGAAAACGGUACAGGUUCAGAUUGAUAGGAAGCACCUGCCUCUCUUGUACGGUCCAAGUCAAGUUUUUCGGACACAGGUUAACAACAAUUUAUGCAGACGGAGGUGGGCCAGUCAUCCCUACUACUGUUGAUACUGUAGAAUUGAACUCAGGAGAUAGAUUUGAUGUGAUCUUGAAUGCCGAUCAGGAAGUUGACUCUUAUUGGAUAUUAGCCAGGGGCUAUGGGGCAUGUGAAAAUGCUCAGCAAUUUGCCAUCUUGAGGUAUAACGGUCAUAGAGGAAAGCCGUCAGCACGAUUUCCAGGGUUUAGUUCUGUACCUAAAGGAAUUGUUUUAAACCCUAGCAAUUCGUUCUGUAACACUUCAAAAGAAGUUUGCUUGCAUCAUCUUCAAUCCCCGAACCCUGUAUCUUACCAAAGUCCUAAGUUGAAAGAAAGAGUGUUCAUAAGAUUUGGGUUUUAUUUCUACGAAUUGGAUGAUUUGUUCCAAAAAAACAAGUAUCAGCAUUAUUUUGUGCCUUCUCCGACAAUCCACGUUAAAGCUCUUAUGAACAAUGUGUCUAAUGUUUUACCUCCUUCACCACUGUUGUACCAAUACAAUGAUGUUCCUGAGGAUGCUUUUUGUAAGCCUGAGUGUUUUGAGCCCAGCAUUCAGAAAUCAUGUACUUGUUCAUUGGUUAUUAAAAUUAAACUACACUCUGAAGUGACAAUGAUAAUACUUGAUACAGGACCUUACUCAGAAACUGGGUUGCAACAUCCAUUUCAUUUACACGGUUAUAAUUUCUACAUCUUAGAUGAAGGCAUAUUAAAUGGAACCACUGAGGAAAAAAUGAGGGUGCUCAAUCACCGACUUGAUCACGAUGAAAUUAAAAAUGACUAUGCCAUACAAAAAGACACUGUUGGCAUACCAUCUAGUGGAUAUGCAAUUGUUAGAUUUUUUGCUGACAACCCAGGCUUUUGGUUCAUGCAUUGUCAUUAUUUAUUUCAUCUAGACAUGGGGAUGUCAGCAACUCUACAAGUCGGAGAACUUGAAGAUAUACCAUCUGUUCCUAGCAACAUCCCAAAAUGUUCCAAUUUCAAACCACAUAUAUAA